Messenger RNA from Mytilus trossulus (common blue mussel), 10049 nucleotides. Its product is annotated as tensin-3-like. The coding region runs from base 75 to 7097 and encodes 2340 amino acids. Gene Ontology annotation, cellular component: focal adhesion. NCBI's taxonomy places the organism in Eukaryota, Metazoa, Mollusca, Bivalvia, Mytilida, Mytilidae. Gene Ontology annotation, molecular function: protein binding. The record is from RefSeq and is a predicted model, not a curated record. The transcript is spliced from 30 exons.
AAUAUGGCUACUUUCCAGAAAAUAAUGUUUUGAGGGAGAUUUUUGUUAUGUAACUAAUUGAUGUUGCUGUAACCAUGCUGAAAUUUGUAUCUACGAAACCUCCAAAAGGAGGCCAGUCAAGUCAAGGAAGCACUGAUGAGAAACCAAGAAAAAAGAAGGGAUCUUUUCGUUGGAAGAUUUUCUCAAAACGAGAAAAUCCCCAAACUUUCGAAGACCAUGAUGAUAAGAGUGAUGAGUUUGACGCAAGAAGGGUAAAAGAUAGUGAAAGAAACAUGGACGAAUAUUUAACCAACCAAGCCGACUACGACAAUUAUGACUCUUCUCAGCGGAAAGAUUCGUCACAAAAGGCAGUAAACGGAAAAGCUACCUACACAAGGUCAUGGUCAGCGGGAUCAGAUUCUAGUGUUGAUUCAUAUAGAGGAUCACAAGCAAGAAAACAUGUCUAUGACCCUUACAAAGGUCAAGGUCAUCCACUUCGUCAUGUGACCUGGAGUCCUGAUGUAACGGAUGGAAGUGAACAUGGAUUUUCUUUUGACACUAACAACAUAAUGCAUCAUGAUUCUAGGCAACAUGAGAAAGACAAUAUUUUGGGCAAUGAUUUUAGGCAACAUGAGAAUAUUGUGGGCAAUGAUUUUAGGCAACAUGAAAAUAUUGUGGGCAAUGAUGCUGGGCAACAUGAGGAUUAUUAUUGGGACAAUUUAGAGCAGUUGAAUAGCUCACAACCAUUUAAGUUAUUUCAUCAAGGUACUUGUGCUUUAGAUGAAAAUGGACCAUUUUACCAAACAAUUAACAAGAAAACACCGCCAGUUUCUCCUGGACAAUCCCAUCCGUCAUGUUCAAGAAGAUUAGAAUUUUAUCCAAGGGACCAGUUUGUACAUCAUGUUGGAAAACCAAUUCUAAAUAGAAAAUAUGAAAUGUAUCCAAGCGUUACAUUGCCACAUAGAACUAAAACUUCAACGGCCACUGCCGCAGCAGCUAAUUCAUACGCCACUGUUGGACCAAGGACUUUAAAAAGGAAUUACAAUAUCCCAUAUAGUGUUCCGGUUUCAUCUACAAAAUCAUCGCAACAAUCUAUUCCUACAAAUGUGUCACAUGAUAAGCCAAAGUUGCCUCCCCUUAAUAUUCCGAUACAUAGAAAUUUAAUGAGGAAUUACAGUGUACCCUAUUGUGUAUCGUCAGAACCAAUUUCUUCUCCGAGGGAAAUUUCUGUCAAUUCAAAGUUAAUUUUUUCUCCGUCAAUUUAUAGUACACCAAAACAAAGGAAGGAAUAUGGCUCAGAUAAUACUGUGAAAUCUUGGGACCAAAAACCUACUAUUUCCACAGACUACGAUCGUUUAUUGACUACUGAAGACCAAUUCACAAGACCCAGUUCAGAGGGACCAUCUCCAAGAAUUUCACAAACAUUCUCAGAUCCUCUUUAUAAGGAGGAUAAAUACUUAGAUUUUAUACAGAACAUAAGAAAAAGAUAUCCUCAGCAGGACCUUAAUGAAGUACAAAGUAAUACAACAAAACCUACCAAGAGAGGUGACAGUUCUCUGCAGGGAUCCAGUCAACUUAAUGGUAUUACAAGUGUUUCUGACAAAUUUGAAGAUAGGAAAUAUUCUCGGCAUUCUAAUGGUUAUCAAGAUGUGACACCAAUGUCUUCUCCACAUGUGAUGACAUCUUGUGUACCACAAAUUAAUAACCAUGAUGUGAAACAUGAAACAGUGAACAGAUAUCAGUACUCUACCAGAGAUCAAUUCUCUGGCUCCCCUGGAAUGUCCCAGUCCUCAACACUAAGAAACAUGAUCACCAGGGCCCAAGAUCACCAUGGCAACAGAGAUGAUGACCAACUUGUCCUUGACCUUGUGUACAUCACAGAAAGGAUUAUAUCUAUGUCCUUUCCAUCCGAUGGACACGAGACUACGUACCAAUAUAACUUAAAUGAGGUCAUGAACAUGCUGAAACAGAAGCAUGGAGACAACUGUAUGGUCAUCAACGUCUCUGAACAAAGACCAGACUUACAGAAAGUUAAUACACAGAGAGUGGUUGACUAUGGAUGGCCAGCACACUUAGCACCACCACUAGAACGGCUAUGUAACAUUUGUAAAUCUAUGGACUCCUGGCUCAACUCUGACCCCAGUCAUGUUGCUGUCAUCCAUUGUAAAGGAGGUCAAGACAGAAUCGCCAUGGUGAUAGCAGCUUUUAUGCAUUACUGCAAUAUCUGUGCAAGUUCUGACCAGGCCAUGGACAGAUUUGCUAUGAAAAGAUUCUAUGAUGAUAAAUUAAGUGGAAUUUUACAGCCAGCACAAGAAAGAUAUGUACAGUAUUUUGCUGGUUUAUUAUCCGGUAAAAUUAAAAUCAACAGCAAUCCACUUUACCUACAUCAUCUUGUCAUCCAUGGUGUUCCUAACUUCGAUACAAAGGGAGGAUGUCGGCCAUUUAUUAAAGUUUACCAGGGAAUGCAGGCAAUUUUUACAUCAGGAGUCUACAAUGUUACAGACCAGAUGCAAAAAGUGUGUAUAUCAAUAUCACCAGGAAUUCCACUGCGUGGGGACAUUAUGAUUAAAUGUUUUCAUAAACAUAAUUCCGGAGGCCGAGAACCUAUAUGGACCACCCAAUUCCAUACAUGUGCAAUUUCUAAUAUGAAUGUUUUGUUUGCUAAAAAUGAAUUGGAUGAAGCUAAAGAUGAUCCUCGUUUUCCAAGGAUAGGGAAGGUUGAGUUUGUAUUUGGUAAAAGUCAGGACAGUAGAGUAUUAGUACAUGAUUUUAAAUCAGACGUAACAGUGCCAGUUAUAGAUGAAGACGGACUCAAACGCUCAGAAUCUUACGAGAAUUUCCUCCGUGCCGGGGGAAUGUCUGUGGAUGAUAUGCGAGACAUGGCCAUGUCCCAUAAUGCAACAUCACGAAUUUCAUACGGACAUGCAGAGGGCCCAGUUGAUGGCAGCUUAUAUGCAACAGUUCAUAAACGACAGCAUGAAUUUGUCGAUAACUCAACUAUUUUACAAAAUGGCAACACACAGUUUCAAAAUGGCUCCCAGGCUUCAAGCGUGGAUUCUGGUAUUUCAGCCUCCUCGGGAUUAGUUGGAAACACGAGCACGAGUCAGUACAGCUCACAUGCACGUACUAGUGAACCAGUCCAACAGCAGGGAUACAGUACGAGUAACAACACAAUGAAAUCAAGCUAUAGUUCUCAAAGUACCCUGCCAAAAAAGGCAGCGACUGUGGACGAACAGAAGGAACUCGAUAUGAUUCUUAGUGAUCUGUUAAAUGACCAAGUUUUUGUUACUAGCCCUAAAAGUCCCCCUAAAAGUAGCCAUUCUUCAUCUAACGAUACACGAACAUUUAGGACGUACGAUACUGAAAGGGGUCCAGACGGGAAACUAACAUAUCGUACGGCUGAGGUCAAUUAUAAAGUGCCAGAACAACAACAAACAAGUUAUUCCUAUUCAACAAGAACAUUUAACGAUGAUAGUAAAACAUAUGUGCCUCCAAAUGCCUUCAGCUAUACUCCAGCAUCGCCCGAGUUAGCUCGACGAACCGAAUCAUCUAAAACUACAACAUUACCUUAUAGUGUACGGACUGAUUAUGAACAUCAGAAUGGUGACCAAUUCUCAUACUCACGGUCUGACGCCGAUAACUCAUCGUGGUUACAGCAACAACAACAGAAGUUACGGGAACGGAAAGAUAGUAAGUCAGAAGAGAGACAGCAACAGGAGAAACAAUUAGUAGAUGAAUUAAGAUCCGCACAGAAUAAAUAUUUUACGAAACGUGCUCAAAAUGAGGCAGAUGAACAAGCUGUUAUGCAGACCUCAUUUCAACAAAAUAUGUCACCACCCCCGACUAUGAGCAAUGGACCCUCAACGGGAAAUUACUCAUACUCCAUGAAUAAGACUCAUACUUUUUCGACAGAUAAAUCUCCAGAGCCUCCAGUGAGAACGUACCCUACAGGUGAAUCUUCCUAUACAACUUCAAGCUACAGAACUGAAUCUAACAAACCGCCCCCAUCACCGGGGCAAACCAGGACAAAUAUUCAAAUAAAUAUGCCUGUAUCACCCCCACUUAGGAGUAGUAGCAAAGAUUACAUGCAACGGUCAAGAACAAGUAGUUCAAGCAAUUCAUGGCAGUCCUCUCAGGGUCAAAAUUCAUAUCGUCAAAAUUCUGACUCUACUUUCGAUAGGCAGUCUGAAGUCAUACUGCCGCCAGUAGUCAAAACAAUUACCAUAACAACCCCUCCCCUAUCACGGCGUAGCUUCUCGCCAACCAACCAACAGAAUGUCCAAAAGACAUCUAAUUAUGAAAUUCGUCAAACCAUAAGGGAUCAGUCACCUGAUUUCACUAAGAGCCUUCCGAGAUAUUCUCCAACAAAAACCAAAGUGACGGAAAUUCAAGAAACAAAUUUCCCAGAAGGGGAUAAGAAAUCUCAUUACAUCACUGAAGUUUACGUCCAUAGAACUGCCGGAGAUAAUAAUCCAGUGCCAGUCCAACAUCAUAGAACAAACACAGUCGAAAGAACGGAAAAAACAGAAAUCGACAAAACAAGAUCAUUGGAUGAACUUGAAAAAUCGUUACAAGCCGCAUCCAAUUCAAUAAUCGCAACAAAACCAACAUGGCAAGUUCAAAACCAACAACCGCAACAACCACAGACAGGAAACCAGGGAUUCCAGAAGAUAGAGCAAACCCAAAGAGUAACACGAAAAUAUGAAACGAGAACAUUUGAGACCCAUAAUCAGCAGAAACAGGAUACAGUGAGUAACGAGGAACCACGAAGCAUGUCACCGUCAUGGGAUAAUGUUUCCCCGCAUGUAAUCAUAGAUAGUGAAAUCCAGGAUUCAGAAUUAGACGACGAAGUUUUGUUUUUAAUGAGCAAAUAUUCUGAGGAAGAGCAGCAUCAAGAAAUAGCUGCCCCACGUCCAAAACAUAUCAACGUGGUCGAGGAAGACCGAUUUAGUCUGAGACCCAUCGGUCCUGGCAUGCAACCCCUGGAACCAGAAGGCAUCCAAACUGGUACUCUGCCCAGAUCUACCACACCGAGCUUCCCUGUUAGCCCUGUGUCAACUGCAGAGCAAGUUAUACAGUCGGUACAUCAGAAAGUCCGGCGGUUGUCGCUGGGAUCCGUAAGAGAUCUGCAUGUUACUCCUCCAUUUCCAAUUACUCCAAGAUCACCAUACUAUACAAUGCAAGCUUCCAUGCCUAGUUUGUCACCUACAACGCCACCUGUAUUUGAUAAAGACGAGCAUUACAAUCGCAUUGUCAGCCGACAGAUCACAAGAUCUACGGCGGAUCGUACUUCAGAUCCACUUUAUGCUUCGAUACCUGAAGAUCUUGCUAGAAGGCAGAAGUCAGCAACCCAUCAACAGAAUCAUCAACAACAUCAACAGCAGCAACAGACACAGCAGCAGACGGAACAUCGCGAGUACAAAUACCAGACUCAACAUCAUUACAACCAACAACCAGGACAACAAUUUGUGACUGGUUCCCAGCAGAAUGUUAAUAUGAUUGAAGGAAUGCCACCACAGAAUAUACCAAUUCAACAUCAACAAGGUGGAUCUAAUUUCAACACUAUGAGUUCAACACAUGGUUCAGUUUCCUCUCCACAAGGUUUCAACACUUUAGGUUCUAACCAAUCUCCACAAGGUUUCAACACUUUAGGUUCUAACCAAUCUCAACAAGGUUUCAACACUUUAGGUUCUAACCAAUCAUAUCGCACGGAAUCACAUGACAAAUACCAUACAAUGGGUUCUACUGGUUCACAGGAUAGGUUUGGAACAAUGGGUUCACAGCCAGAAACUAGUAGGUUCGCAACAUUGGGUUCACAGCAAGAUAGGUUUGGCACAGCCGGUUCACAGCAGGAUCGGUUCGGCACAGCCGGUUCACAGAACUUCAGUACAAUGAGCUCCGGACAUCAACAACAGUUUGGUACAAUGGGUUCACAGCAGAAUGGAGGAACUCUCCAUGUAGAUACAAGACAAGGAAAUAUGCACAGUGGUCCCUCUUCUGCAGGAAGUCCACACUCACCAGAUACCUUGAAUCAGUUACGCCAGCAACUACAUGUAGCUCAUAACAUGUCUUCCAGUUCAGGGGGCGCUCUUAGUCCAGGGCCCCACUCUAUGACAGGUCAGAGUUCACCCAGUGUCUACUUUGGUUUGUCAAGAAGAGGAAGUCUAACCUCACUAGCAGACAAUAAUGAUGCAGUACAUGCCACUCCAAAGUUUGUUAAGAACACAUCCAAGUAUUGGUACAUGCCAAAUAUAACCAGGGAAGAAGCCAUUCAGAUGUUGAAAGACAAAUCUCCUGGUACAUUUGUUGUGAGGGACAGUAACUCUUUCCCCGGAGCCUUUGGUCUUGCCUUGAAGGUAGCUACGAUACCUGCCGGUGUCCAGACGAAGUCGUCUGGCGAUCCAGCCGCUGAUUUAGUUCGCCACUUCCUCAUUGAACCAACGCCAAAAGGUGUUCGGUUACGUGGUUGUAGCAAUGAACCUGUGUUUGGUAGUUUAGCAUCACUUGUUUACCAACACUCAAUAACUCCAUUGGCUCUGCCUUGUAAACUGGUACUACCAGAAGUUGUUUUACCAAGAUUUGUCCCCUAUGUUCCAGUUUAUGAAGAUCAAGCCAUGGAGAGCAGUAUGGACAUGUCACACACAUCAGAACUACCAUCCUCUGCAGCAGCUCUUCUAGCACAGGGAGCAGCUUGCAAUGUGUUGUACAUUAACUCAAUAGACACUGAGUCAUUAACAGGCCCACAAGCUGUAGCCAGGGCAUUAAAAUUAACCUCUGAAAUGGGCCCACCACCAACAUCAACAGUGGUCCACUUUAAAGUUUCUAACCAGGGUAUCACAUUAACAGACAACCAACGAAAAUUAUUCUUUAGAAGACAUUACCCUGUGUCAGCUGUAACAUACUGUGGUAUGGAUCCAGAAGGAAGGAAAUGGAAGAGAGAUGCAGAUAUAGCCGGAGUACAACUAGAAAGCAGGGUAUUUGGAUUUGUUGCUAGGAAACAUAGCGGUGCCUCAGACAAUGCUUGUCAUCUCUUUGCUGAACUUGACCCUGAACAACCAGCUUCAGCCAUAGUCAACUUUGUUACCAAAAUUAUGAUUGGUCAAAGCAGCAAGAAAUGAGCAAAAUGUGAUAAUUAUUUGUUUUUCAUAUAUAUUGGCAUUCUCCAGCUACAAAUAUGUGUAAAGAAAUAUUGGAAAAGCGACGUAUAUAAUUUGUUUGUUUUUAUAAAUGUUUUCAUUUAUUUCAACUCUCAUGUUGGUAAAAAAAAUACAGAACUAUGUCACAGAUGACAAAACCAGAUAACUGUUUAAAAGAUCUAAUUUUAGAAUUAACGAGAUUAGUGAUCUGAUGAGAAUAACGAGGGUAAUUAACUUCAUCAAGUACAUGUUGUAACACUAAGUUUGAGUUGAACGGCCUUGACAUUCAUUGCUGCAAGUGGCCAUAUUGAAAAUGGAUUUUUUUUAAUGCUUUAGUAUAUAUUUACAACUCUGAUGAGCUUUAUGUUGUUAAUGAUAUAUAAAUGUUUGUUUAUUUUUUAUUUGUUUACAUAUAUCAUGUUAUGUUUGUUUGUAUAAACAAGAGUGAUUGCUGUCAUUUUGUAGAAAUUAGUUUAUUCAUGUAAGCCUAGAAAGUUUCAAUAAAAAUUAUAAAGAAAACAAUUUGAGGGGGGAUUGGAAGGGAUAUAAAAUGUUUUACCGUGAAAGAAAAGGUCAAAGGUUAACAAAAGGGUUCAAUCCCAUGAACCCUUAAAAAAAAAGAUCAAGGUCCCUGAAAAGGGAUUUUUGUGUCAACAUAUUCCUUCUUGUCUAAUGUUUAAAAAUUGGGGAGAAAAUUUAUAUGUGCCUUUUGAGAUAAAUCGAAUGGCAAUGAUUUUUUUUCUUUCAAUUAGCAUAAAAAGUAUGAAUAUGCAAAUUAAAUAUAUUUAUUAUACAUAAUUAUUACAUGUGUGGAUGUAGAUGUUCAUUUGUUUUAAUUAUUCAUUAUUAUAUAUGUGUAUAAGAAAUUCUAUAUUUAUGAAAAAAGUUCAAUUGAUAUAGCUGACUAUGUAUAGUCUUUGUUUUAGUGCAGUGUUUAGUAUUUAUAAAGCUGACUUUUUAGCACUGAGAUAUAUGCAAAUAAGGGAGUGCCCCUUAGAACAUUUAAAAAAAGCUUGCUGUUUAUAUAUGAUUUCUGUUGUAUGAUUGAGUUUACUUUCGAGAGGAAGGAAUUAAUUCCUCGUAUUGAUUUGAGUUUAUUCAACUCUGUUUUCGCUAAAAAUUUUGACCCUUUCCCGCUUUCGUUAUUUAGUUAUUGUACUGAGUGGAAGGUUCAAAAGUUCAAAAUGUUUUUGUUGUUGACAAACAUUUAAGUGUAUGUACACUUAUAGAUGUACAUGUUUAGUUAAAUGUGAUACCAAAUUUUUAGAUAUUUCCGACAUAUUUUAUUUUUAUCCUCUUCAUGCCAUGUAUCUCGUAUCGCCUCUGCUUUAAUAUACCAUUUACGGGUUUUAUACGCAUUUAACUGUCAGUCAUCUCACACAAGUCUUGCCUUUAGUUACGUAGGAGAAAAAUAGUUGUAUUUUACGUGUUUUGUUGAGAUGUCUAAGUCUUGUUUAAAACGAUCAUCAUUUUUUGACACAGAAAAAAUAUGUAGAUCUCAAAAUAGAAGAAAGUUUACCCUUUUUCAGUCCUUUGUGAUAAUGAAUUAAACCAAUUAAAAUUUGAGUGAAGGAUGAGUUAAAGACUAAAGGUCAUCAAUUUUAUAACUAAGCAAAUUAUGAAUUGAUCAAAUUUAAAUUAUUUAUAUCAAAUUUUAAAUGAAUCUUUUGUAGUUUUCAGACCUUCAAAUGAUUUAAAUUUCAAAUUUAAUUUUAACAGUUAAAAGAGUAAGUAAAGGUAAUUAAAUUCCGUAGGUAAUUUCUAAUUCCUUCUUUAAUUAGAAAUGAAAAACAAUUCAUUGCCUGUUUCAUAUUUUUGUAUGAAUUUUAUAUAAUUGUAAGCUUGCUUGCUUUUGGUGCAAUUUAGUUUAAAAAAAAUGUACAUAAUCUCAAUAUUUGUUUUGGUAAAACAUGUAUUUUAUUGUAAAAUUGUAUCUAUAGUUACCAUGGUUACGAUAAAGGUUGUCGUUUGUCUGCAAAAUUUUCUAACCUACAUUUGACAUUAAGUAUAUAUAUAAUGUGUAUAGUGCUAUAAUGUUUUAUGUACAUGCUAUAUGUUAAGUCCAAAACCAUAGAUCUGGCUGAAAUAGGGGGUCAGAGAAGGGAAGUUGUUAGAAUUAUUUAAAUAAUUGAUUGUUCUAUAUAUUUUAAUCUGUAGAUUACAAAUAUUCUAAUUUUAUAUGCAAAUUUCAAUGUUACAGCAAUACCAUUGCCCUUUUUAUGGCCCCUUGUUUGAUGUACAGGUAUAAAAUGCUUUUGUUUUUGUAUAGACUGGAGUUUAUUUUGUCUUUAUUUAAAGCAAGAGAUUUGAAAAAGAAUUACCUCAAAAAUAGUUUAAAUUUUCUAUUGUAACAAAUUCCCCAGUCUGGACAUUAGUUAUCUCCCUUAAUUGAAAAAAUUACCUCCCUUUUGUGGAUACUUUGAGUCACUGGUUGAUAGAUUAUGACAUUUUGUACAAAUUAAAACAAGUAUAUUCCCUUUUCUAAAAAUGAACCUAAUUCCUUCUAAAUUGAACAUUAUUUUUUUUAAUUAAGUUUUCGAUUUUAAAAAACAAAACUUUGGAAGAGAGUUUUUCAAAUUUGAUAAACAAAAAAUAAGUUGUGUUUUUUUGUCAGAAUUUAUUUUCUAGUCAAAAAAAGUAUUUUUUUACCAACUAUACUAAAAGUUUUAAUUAUGAAUGUCUGCAAUUGAUCAUGGGAAUUGAAAUGGUCACAGUAGACAGGUUUAUAAAGUAAACAAACCAUGAAAUGUCUUCUAUCUACCAGGUGAAUUGAAUUAUCAACAGAGUAGACAGGAUUGUAUAGAAAACAAUAAACCCCAUGCAAACUCAUUAUUUAGCUUUGAUUUUAUAUUGUGAAGAAUAAAACAGUAGGAAUGUUACAAUAAACAAGUUAUAUGUGGUUAUAUAAAGAAGAAUAAAGUCCAUAUUUAUGAA